AUCACCCUAAUGGUCAAAAAAUUCUUCAUAUCAAUGAGACGAAUCAACAUUAUGAUCCAUUACACUAUGUUCUUUUAUUCCCUUAUGGUGAUGCAGGGUGGACAAUUGGAAUUCAGCACAAAAACACUGUUAAACAAACUUCAGUAAUGAAUUUUUAUGCUUAUCACAUGAUGCAAAGAAAUAAUUUCAACACUAUUUUGAGAGGUGGAAGACUCUUUCAUCAAUAUGUUGUAGAUCAGUAUGCAAAAUUAGAGCAACAGCGAUUAAACUAUUGUUUAUUUCAUCAGAACGAACUACGUUCCGAACUAUACCAAGGACUUGCUGAUGCUGUACAAUCAGGUGACACUGACGGUAAACAUACUGGGAAGAAGAUUAUAUUACCAUCAUCCUUUAUUGGCAGUCCGAGACACAUGCAUCAAAUGUAUCAAGAUGCAAUGGCUAUUGUAAGACGUUACGGGAAACCAGACCUCUUUAUAACUUUUACAUGUAAUCCAAAGUGGCCAGAUAUUGAAAGAAACGUAUUGUCAGGCCAGACAAGUACUGAUCGACCAGACUUAGUUGCACGUGUAUUUCAUUUGAAGCUAAAAGAUCUUUUAAAAGACAUUACACUGAAAAACAUAUUUGGCAAAGUUAUCGCAUUUGUCUACACCAUUGAAUUUCAGAAAAGAGGUUUACCCCAUGCGCAUAUACUUUUAAUAUUGCAUCCAACAUGUAAACCUAAGUCUUCUGAUGAUUACAAUAUGUAUGUUACAGCAGAAAUUCCUUCCCAAACAACAACACCAGAAUUGUACAAAAUUGUUACCCAACAUAUGAUUCAUGGUCCCUGUGGACUUGCCAACCCCAAAUCUCCAUGCAUGCAGGAUGGAAAAUGUUCUAAAAAAUAUCCAAAAGAGUUUUGUGAACAGACUGUACAGUUACCAGAUGGAUAUCCUAUGUACAAAAGACGUAACAAUGGUUCAUCAGUUCAGAAGAAUGGUGUUAUACUUGAUAAUCGUUGGAUUGUUCCAUAUAAUCCUUACCUUUGCUAAUCAUGCUGGCGAAUUUUUCAUUAUGAUCUUCAUGACAGAUCGCCUGCAGUUCAACGACUUGCAGUACACCUUCCUGGACAACAUACUGUGCUCUAUAAAGAAGGAAAAGCAGAGGAAGCUCUUCAAAGUUCAAAAGACACAACUUUGACAGCUUGGUUUAAAGCAAAUGAGGAAAUUCCAGAAGCAAGAAAUAUUCCUUAUCAUUUAUUUCCAGAGCACUUCACAUGGAAUGCUUCAGCAUGCACCUGGAAAAAAAGAAAAUCAGGGAACACUAUUGGACGAUUGUAUCUUGCCAGUCCUAUUGAAGGAGAAAGAUUUUUUCUUCGACUUUUACUUCAUCACAGUCCUGGCUGCAAAUCUUUCCUGGAUUUAUUAACUUUAGAUGAUGGUACAGUUUGUAACACAUAUAAAGAGACAGCAUUGAAAAGGGGAUUCCUUCAAAAUGAUGAGGAAUGGAUUGAAUGUCUGAGUGAAGCAGCAUUAUCAGGAUCUCCCAGUCAGUUACGUUUACUUUUUGCAACAAUUUUACUGUUUUGUGAACCAGCUGAACCUGUGAAAUUGUGGAAUGAGUUCUACGUCCAACUUUCCGAUGACUUAAGAAGAUGUAAAGAUAAUUUUUACCACUCUGAUGAAGUUACACUUUACAAAACAUUGCUUCUUAUUAAUGAUCAGUUAAAAGCACAUGGAAAGACAUUGCAUAAUUUUCCAGGGAUGUCUGAAUUGUUUGCUACAGUUCCAACCAACAUACACAUACCAAAUAUCAUAGAGGAGGAAUUAUCUUACAGUACACAGGAGUUAUGUGCUGUCGUUUUGGAUCAUGAACGUAAAAUGAAUAAGGAUCAGAUUCAAGUUUACAAUAAAGUAAUUGAAGCUGUCUUCUCACCCGCACCCAAAUCCACUCUUUUUUUUCUGGAUGGACCAGGAGGUACUGGAAAAACGUUUGUUUACAACACAAUUUUAGCAAAAAUAAGAUCUAUUGGUAAUAUCGCAUUAGCAGUAGCUUCCUCAGGAAUAUCUGCAGAGCUCUUAGAUGGUGGUCGUACAGCACAUUCACGAUUUAAAAUACCAAUACCUAUACUUGAUACAAGUACAUGCAAUAUACCAAUACAGAGUUCUCUAGCAGAAUUAGUCCGAAAUGCCUCAAUAAUUAUAUGGGAUGAGGCUCCAAUGAUGCACAGAUACGUGUUUGAAUGUGUGCAUAGGACACUAUGUGACAUUAUGAAAAGUGAAAAUCCAUUUGGAGGAAAAAUUGUUCUCCUUGGAGGAGACUUCAGACAAGUUUUACCAGUUAUCCAUCAUGGCUCACAAGCAGAUGUGAUAUUCAGCAGCCUUCAACACUCAUUUCUAUGGACUCACGUAUGUAAACUACAGUUGACCAUAAAUAUGAGAGUGCACACGUUUAAUACCAGAAAAGGUGUUUCGAAUGUCGAUACUUCUUUUGAAAAAUUCCUUCUUAAGAUAGGAAAUGGUACUGAGGAGUAUUACUCACACCUAGGAAUUUCAAAAAUUAGACUCCCUGCUCAAAUUUGUAUUGCACCUGAUGAAUGCGGUUUAGACAAUUUGAUAAAAAGAGUGUACCCAGAUCUUGGUAAAAAGGCCUUCGAUCAAGAAAUAUGCAACAGAGCUAUUUUGUCAGCAACUAAUGAAAGAGUAGACUUUAUCAACCAGAAAAUUAUGGAAGCAUUUAAAUCAGACAGUUGUGAAGUUUACUUAAGUGCAGACAGUGUUCACGACCCUUCAGAAACAUACAUAUAUCCAACAGAAUUUCUUAAUUCUUUGACACCUUCAGGUUUGCCACUCCAUUCUUUGUUCUUGAAAAAGUAUUCUCCGAUUAUACUCAUACGAAACUUAAACCCCAAAGAAGGUCUUUUAAAUGGAACCAAGCUAGCUGUAAUUAAUCUUGGUCGCCGCAUCAUUGAGGCAAAAAUUAUGACAGGAAAACAUUCUGGGAAAAUGGUGUUCUUACCACGGAUUACGUUGACGCCAUCAGAUUCAGGUUUACCAUUUCAACUUCAACGCCGUCAAUUUCCAGUUAGACCAGCAUUUGCAAUGACAAUCAACAAAUGUCAGGGACAGACUUUAGAUUAUGUUGGAAUAGACUUAACUCAACCAAUUUUUACCCAUGGACAACUUUAUGUAGCUUUAUCUCGAGUGAGAUCUUUUGACUCAGUGUCGAUACUACCUAAUCUACAAUGUCUUGAUUGCUAUUACACUGACAAUGUAGUAUACAAAGAUGUACUUCUUUAG
Saccostrea echinata is the source of this 3275-nucleotide messenger RNA. Its product is annotated as ATP-dependent DNA helicase PIF1-like. Lineage: Eukaryota; Metazoa; Mollusca; Bivalvia; Ostreida; Ostreidae. The transcript is spliced from 2 exons. The record is from RefSeq and is a predicted model, not a curated record. Gene Ontology annotation, molecular function: DNA helicase activity. Gene Ontology annotation, biological process: DNA repair; telomere maintenance. The coding region runs from base 1740 to 3275 and encodes 511 amino acids.